UCCAGCUGCAGACAAAGAGGGAGGUGGAGGAGAAGGAGGGGAGAGCCGUGGGUGUCCAGCACAGGCAGCCCUUAAAUCCGCCCGGGACAGGUAGGGUCAGUGUGAUCCAACUGGCCCUGGGGGGUAAAGAGGGGGCUCUUCCUGUUCCUCCCCAACUGAGGGACAAUGGCCAGGCCCUGGCAGGCCCCACGGCCCCUGCUGCCCAUUCUGGUGACUCUGGUGGCCCUCACCUACCAAGCAGGGAAGAAAACCUUUAUAAGUAUCGAGGAAGUGCCUGCAGAGUCUAACUACAUGAAGGACACCUUGCAGUUUGUCAUGGACGAGUAUAACAAGGAAAGUGAUGACAAGUACAAUUUCAGGAUCUUCCGAGUCCUGAAGAUCCAGAAGCAGAUAACUGACCACAUGGAGUAUCACUUUAACCUGGACAUCCGGCGGACCACCUGCCUAAAGCUAGAGACGACCAACUGCGCCCCCCAGGAAGGGGAGCUUCACAAGCAAAUCAUGUGCAACUUCUCAGUGUUUGCUAUGCCCUGGUUUGAAAAGUACAAAAUUAAGAAAAAAAAAAUGCAUCAAUAGCUAGAUGUCCUUGAGCACACGCCUGUGCUCACCUGCGGCCGAGAGUCUCCUGCAAUGAGCGAUAAUCCUCACACAAACAGUAAAUGUUUGUCAACUGUUCUCUUAAGAUCAUGAUUCCACCCCCUUUUAUUUCUAUUUUUCCAAAUUCUU
This is a messenger RNA of Lemur catta (Ring-tailed lemur), 726 nucleotides long. RefSeq names its product cystatin 11 (gene CST11). Gene Ontology annotation, cellular component: sperm flagellum; sperm head; cytoplasm. Gene Ontology annotation, molecular function: cysteine-type endopeptidase inhibitor activity. Bases 166 to 576 code for a protein of 136 amino acids. The transcript is spliced from 3 exons. Gene Ontology annotation, biological process: defense response to Gram-negative bacterium. Lineage: Eukaryota; Metazoa; Chordata; Mammalia; Primates; Lemuridae. The record is from RefSeq and is a predicted model, not a curated record.